CCCCACUCUCUAAUUUUCCCACUUUGGACAUGGGACAUCGAUUCCCAGACGGAGAGUUGAUUUCUCCGACUGUCUUUGAAGGCGUCGUCACAUAGGCGCGCUGACGUCGUCGUCACGUGACCACGCAGAGCGAAACAAACAUGGCGCCGCGAAAGUGAGGCAAAAACUCCGCCGUGAGUGAUUUUCGGCUCAAUUAACUUCAGUUAACAGCGCGUGUUCCUUCCUGGUGUAAUGGUGUGGAUUUAGGUAGGGCACAAUUCCCGUGUCUAGUACUUGCCGAGUGUGUAUCACUAAAUUAGCUUUGUUACCAAAGGUGCGCAAGUCCCUUUGUGUGUUGCACUUUGAUGGCAAGAAGAGCAGGACAUCAAGGUAAACUCCAUUUUGAUUAACAGUUUAACCGAGCAAUAUGCCUCAGAGGAAGCAAACUAGCACAAGCAGGUGCAUUGACCCUGAAAGCCAGUUGUUGAAUGAAGACACACAGGAAGAUGAAGCCUUUGAUAAUGGAGAGGAAAAGGAUGAAAACUCAACUUUGCUUCUGCCUUCGCUUUCCGCCAGGGACAAACGGCGAAAAGAAAGGAAAAACAAAGUCAAACCUAAAGAGAUGACAGAGGAAGAGAUGAUGGCCUUGGCUUUGCGUCUAAGCGCUCAAGAAGCCAACGUCAGCGCUCGCAGAGUGCAGCAGGAAGAAGAAGCCAUGAUGAACGCUAUCAAAGAAAGUAGUCAGAGCAUGCUGAUGGAAGAAGACUCCUCGAUGACGUGGUGCUCUCCAGCACAGUCCAACAAUAACGUGACAGCGUCAGGAGAUUUCUGCACCUCGGGUGCCAACCUGAGCCAAGUUGUAGAAAUGAAAGGAAAAGGACAAAGUCACGACAAUAAAAAGAAGAAAAGGGGAGAAAACCCUCCGCCAGAGUUGACGCAAACUCACCAAAUCUGCUCUCGGGCAUCACCCAGCAGCUCGGAGUCAUUGCCUGGACUUUUGGACUCACCUCAGAGCUGUGAUUCCACGCAGAUCGACGACUACCAGCACUGUAAAUCCCCCGUCUUUCCCAUGAGCAAAGCCAAGGUCACCCUCUCCCCAAUAAACCACUACCUUUUGGAGACUUGCAAGUCCCCCGGGUUUGUGUUGUGCUCCCAACUCGAGGCUGAGCUGAGUGUACCUGAAAACUUGUCUUCGGUGUGUCACAAAAGUCCCCUCUUCUCUGGGUCAGAUCAGGGCGACGAUACUGAAAUGCACUGCGGCGACUAUCUAAAAAGUCCGGUGUUUGGAAGAGACACUCAGCAUGGCGGGUCUCCGGCAGGUACUUGUGACUCACAAGUUCUCUAUCCAGAGAGAAAAAAAUCAGACGUAAACUUCUCCUCUGAAGAGAGUUUGAGCCCAUCUGUGAGGCUCACAUCCUGUCCGCCUAAAAGCCCGGUAUUCCCGAGGAGCCCUGCUCCCGCCAAGCACCUUGCUUCCUCCAAAGACUCUCGGACAUACUCAGAAAGUUGUGUCUUACUGGAAACAGAUGGGGAGCAAGUCCUCUCAACAAACCGAGGAGCUGCGCUGGUGCCGAACGACGUUUCCAAAGGAACUUCGGAAGCGGCGCUAACCAGUGAUAUGACGCUACGCUGGUCCGAAGAAGAUGAGGAACAGAGAGAGACGCUGGUGAGCUCACCAAGUCCAAUUUUUCCAGAGGAGAUGCGUUUUCCUCCUGGAGACCAAGCGGCCGGUCUGAACCACCUGGCUGAAGCUGAAGUCACCCCAGAGACAAAUACCCAAAGCUGCAGUCAGACGUCUGUCUCCACCCAGCCAACGGUUCACUACUAUUGGGGCAUUCCCUUUUGUCCACGAGGUCUGGAUGCAGACGCCUACACACAGGUGAUUCUGGCGCAGAUGGAGGUGUAUGAGAAGAGCUUGAAGGAGGCUCAGAGGAGUCUGCUGAGGAAGGCUGAGUGGGGGGAUGGCAUCGUGCCGCAGCCAGAGACAUGCCCUUUACCUGAAUCAUCUGAACGUCACAAAGUUCUUCGAAGGCGUGGUCUCAGACUGAGGGACAAAAAGCUGAGUCAGGACGUUGACAGCGUUCCAGUUGAGCCUGAAGAGGAGGAGGGAACGCAGCUUGAGGAAAAAGAGAGAGAGGAUGAUGAGACUGACUGUGGAGAGGAAGAUCAGCUGGGUACUGACAACUGCGUGGUUUGUCCUGAAACCCAACUGAGCGAUGAAGAUCUUACAGAUCUUUCUAAGCCAAACAGUCCUGAAUGUGGUGAAAUUACCAAGAUAUGUGCUGAUCUGGCUGCUGAAAAGGAGGAGAUGGAAGUUUUAACAAACGGAGACGAGCAGGCAAAUCACUUUGUCGGCAGACUUGUUGAAAGAAACCCCGCCUCGGCUGAUGAGGGGGAGGAGCAGAAUUUGGGAAGAAGCUGUCAAAGGUCACAUUCGCCUGAGUUGGAUCCAGUUGGCCUCUCUCAGGAAAGCCCUGAGGUCAACAUGGAGUGUCCGAUUUGUCAAGGAACAUUCCCCAUCGGCAAGAUCGAGAUGCAUGCGGCGUACUGUGAUGGCGAGGAAGGGGCGGCCACCGUGGACGAGAACAUGCUUGAUCCUGAAUAUUUGCAAGUGUCUUUGACGCCUCGAAAGAAGAGGAAAAGGCGGGUAACCAAGGAGGAGGGCAAUGCCUGCAGCACUGUCAAAAUCCAGGAGAAAUGUUACGUCUGUCAAAAAAACGUACCCGUGCGAGAGUUUGCCAUGCACACAGAGCUGUGCAUCCAACAGCCGGCCCCAAAGAUCCCUGUGAAAGGACAUCUAUUGUCGGCUCUGGAGCAAAUAGACAACCGUGAUUCAGGAGCCAGCCAGUCCAGAUCCAAACUUCAGCAAGUUGAUGUCAUUGAUUUGAGGAAUGAUGAAGAGCCGGGAGGGGUUUCCAUGUUGGCAAUCAGCAACUCGCCCAUUAAGUCCUUCACUCCCAUCUCAGAAGCCACCGACUGUCUGAUUGACUUCAAGCGGCAGCAGCGACUGAAGAAGCCGAGCCAAAAACGAAGGUGAAGAUCGGCUUUUAAUAACGACGGCGAGAACUGGCAAAACAUCUCGAUGCCUUCUGACUAACCUCAGUCUUUUUAACAAAUGUUUAUGCAAGAACUUGAAGACUCUUCCAAAAAAAGAGGAACCAUCAUUCAAUGUCUCAGUCUGCAUAUUUAUAAACGUUGUGCGCUUUACUGUAGGCGACCUCUUCACAAAUUAAAACAUUCCCUGCUUUUUUUUAUAUAAUGUGCAUCCAAUGCACCUUACUGUUAAAAUGCUGGGCGUUGAUUUAAAUAUAACACACAAUUAAGUGCA
Nerophis lumbriciformis (worm pipefish) is the source of this 3307-nucleotide messenger RNA. RefSeq names its product ubiquitin interaction motif containing 1 (gene uimc1). Gene Ontology annotation, cellular component: BRCA1-A complex. The record is from RefSeq and is a predicted model, not a curated record. Gene Ontology annotation, biological process: double-strand break repair; positive regulation of DNA repair. Gene Ontology annotation, molecular function: histone binding; K63-linked polyubiquitin modification-dependent protein binding. Lineage: Eukaryota; Metazoa; Chordata; Actinopteri; Syngnathiformes; Syngnathidae.